AUGAUUACAUGUGGUGGACCUUGUUAUUUUUAUGAAACAGCAAUUAGUAUUUUCGAUCAAUUUAUUGAUCUUGUCUUACCUGUUCUUUUGAGUUCAUAUGUUACUCUUGCACUUUUAAUUCGUGUUCUAAGACAAAAAUAUCACAUGCAACAACGGCAAAUGUGGAGAAAAAAUCGACGUCUAGUCAUACAAUUAUUAUAUAUUAUCAUUUUAUAUAAUCUUCUUUGGCUACCUAUGGUGAUUUGCUCAUCAAUUAUGCUUUUCUCAACAAUUCCAAAACCUAUUUUAAUUGAUUUGACUAUUAAUAUUUUACCAUAUGGUAUUUAUGUAGUGAUCUUAUUAUGUCCAUUUGUUUCUUUAAUGAGUCUACGUGAAUUAUGGCCACGAUCAGUUAGACGUAUUUUACCUUUUAGAAGAACCAUUAACUCAGUACGUCCUCAAAUACAAAUACCAAUGGUCCAUACACAUAUUACAAGUCGACCAGUAGUAAUCGCACAACAAAAGAAUCAUUGA
Messenger RNA from Adineta steineri, 513 nucleotides. NCBI's taxonomy places the organism in Eukaryota, Metazoa, Rotifera, Eurotatoria, Adinetida, Adinetidae. The record is from the annotation of a GenBank genome assembly.